Messenger RNA from Physella acuta, 568 nucleotides. Its product is annotated as inactive Ufm1-specific protease 1. Gene Ontology annotation, molecular function: deUFMylase activity. The record is from RefSeq and is a predicted model, not a curated record. Lineage: Eukaryota; Metazoa; Mollusca; Gastropoda; Physidae.
UGUGAUAGCUCACCUGUUGGCUUGACCAACCUCAACACAAGUAAACAGUCUUAUAAUAAAUUCAGCAUUAAAGUAUUGAUAACUCAACUGACUCCAAGAAAACUCUCGUCUCAGGUCCCAUGUAAAAUAUUACACGUCCCCAAAGGUUCUGAGAUGAAAAACUUUCUGCUUGAACUUGCUCACCAUUUUAACAUUGUUGGAUCUCCUGUAAUGCUGGGAGGUGAGAGUGACAAUAGCUCUAGAGCAGUGAUGGGGGUCAGACUUAAGGACCCAGCAUUGUUGAUUGUUGAUCCUCAUUUCUAUGGCAACAAACCAACAGUUGAACUUCUAUUACACAAAGGUUUUAUCAGAUGGCUACCAAUCUCAGAUCUUCAUACAGACACAUUCUACAACUUGUGCAUGCCCUGCCCAUCUUUAUGAUAUGAUCCUAGAAUCCAUUGCAGAGGACUUGGCUGGGGACCAGAUGAACCCUGGGAUAAUGUGGUGGUCUCCUGGUGGUGGGAUGAUGUGGUGGUCUCCUGGUGAUGGGAUGAUGUGGUGGGCUCCUGGUGGUGGGAUGAUGUGGUGG